UGGUGGGGGGCUCCCUAUUCUUUUCUCCCCUCCCUGUAUCCCUUACACGCCUCAAGAGGGAGCAGGGAACCCCCAUCUUCUUUAUUAGCUACCUUACGCUCCGCGCUCUGCUGCCUACUCCCUGAAUGAGAUUAAGAUACUAAACGCGCAAGUACAGCUCACCAAUCUGCCCUUUCCUCUGUCGCUAGCUAACUAGCUUCCUCCCCCUUGUCUUCUUUGCUCCGCCCGUGCAGUCGCGUGCCCUCGCUGGCUUUUGGGGGAGGGGUGGGGUGAGAGCGUAGAAUUGUAUCUCUGCAAGAGUUGCUCCCCUCGCGGCUGCACAGGGGUAAAGUAGCAGUGCUGGGGUCUUGACGAAUUACUCUAGGCACUCAGACGGUUAUUGUUCAGAGCCUGUCUGCUGGAGAAAUCUUCUACUAGCUCCACUCCCCGCAGGCGGAGGCGCGGGGAGGAGGAAGUCGUUGCCACCUCCCCGGAGUGCUGCGUUCGGUGGGGGAGGUGGAGGUAGGAGGGAGUGAGGCUCAACAUGAUGGCGGCUGAGGCCGGGGUUGAGGAGGGCGGCUCGGUUACCGCUGCCGGGAUGGUGGGAACUGUUCGCGGAGCUGAGUCGGAGCACUACCCCACGUUUUGCCGAGGCAAGGAGCUGGGGUCGCAGGGCCCAUUCCUGGCUGGCUCUGGCGGGGACAGCCUGGGCGCUGGCGGUCCGGCGUUGUGCUCGGCGCUGGGGCUCCUGGCGUUAAGCUCCGGGCCUGCCUCUCUGGCCUCCCGAGACGCACUGCCAGCAACUGAACAAAGGCCGGAGGUGUCCGGAGAGGUGCUGCUCCCACCCAAACCCAGCACUGUCGCCUUUCCCCCGCUGCCGCCACAGCCACCUUCCUUGGCGGGGGGGCUGGGGAUUGUGGAUGAAGGUGACUCGUUGGAUGGGCCCGAGUAUGAAGAGGAGGAGGUGGCCAUCCCGCUCAACGCUCCCCCCACAAACCAGUGGUAUCAUGGAAAACUCGACAGAACAAUUGCAGAAGAGCGUCUUUGGCAAGCAGAAAAACCUGGAAGUUACCUUAUUCGAGAGAGUGAUCGGAGACCGGGUUCAUUUGUGCUUUCAUUCCUUAGUAAAACAAGUGUCAAUCAUUUUAGGAUUAUUGCCAUGUGUGGAGAUUAUUACAUUGGUGGACGUCGCUUUUCUUCACUCUCAGACCUAAUUGGGUAUUACAGUCAUGUGUCUUGUUUGCUGAAAGGGGAAAAACUAUUCUUUCCAGUAGCACCUCCAGAGCCUGUGGAAGAUAGAAGGAGAGUUCGAGCAAUUCUACCUUACACCAAAGUGCCAGAAACUGAUGAAAUAAGUUUCCUUAAAGGAGAUAUGUUUAUUGUGCAUAAUGAAUUGGAAGAUGGCUGGAUGUGGGUUACAAACCUACGGACAGAUGAACAAGGUCUUAUAGUAGAAGACCUGGUAGAAGAAGUGGGAAGAGAAGAAGAUCCACAUGAAGGCAAAAUAUGGUUCCAUGGGAAGAUCUCCAAACAAGAAGCUUACAAUUUGUUGAUGACAGUUGGCCAGGUGUGCAGUUUUCUUGUGCGGCCUUCAGAUAAUACACCUGGUGAUUAUUCACUUUAUUUUCGGACCAGUGAAAAUAUUCAGCGUUUUAAAAUAUGUCCAACAUCAAGCAAUCAGUUCAUGAUGGGAGGCAGAUAUUAUAAUAGUAUUGCAGAGAUCAUUGAACAUUAUAGAAAAGAACAGAUUGUUGAAGGAUAUUACCUUAAAGAUCCUGUUCCAAUGCAGCAUCAAGAACAAGUGUUUAAUGAUACAGUCAAUGGAAAAGAAAUCUACAAUACAAUUCGUCACAAAACAAAGGAUACUUUUUAUAAAAAUAUUGUCAAAAAAGGAUAUCUUCUUAAAAAAAGUAAAGGGAAGAGAUGGAAAAACUUGUACUUUAUAUUGGAGGGAAAUGAUGCCCAGCUUAUUUAUUUUGAAAGUGAAAAACGAGCCACAAAACCUAAAGGAUUAAUAGACCUUAGUGUGUGUUCGGUCUAUGGAGUGCAUGACAGUUUAUUUGGCAGGCCAAACUGUUUUCAGAUAGUAGUUCAGCACUUCAGUGAAGAACAUUACAUCUUUUACUUUGCAGGAGAAACUCAAGAACAAGUGCAGGACUGGAUGAAGGCUCUGCAGAUGUUUUGCAGUUUAAAGAAAAACAGUCCAGGGGCAUCAAAUAAACGUCUACGUCAGGUCAGCAGUCUUAUCUUGCAUGUAGAAGAAGCUCAUACACUCCCAGUAAAACAUUUUACUAAUCCAUAUUGUAACAUCUACCUGAACAGUGUCCAGGUAGCAAAAACACAUAUCAGGGAAGGUCAGAACCCUGUAUGGUCAGAAGAAUUUGUCUUUGAUGAUCUUUCAUCUGAUAUUAAUAGAUUUGAGAUAAGUCUUAGUAACAAAACAAAGAAAAGUAAAGAUCCAGAUAUAUUGUUUAUGCGUUGCCAAUUAAGCCGAUUACAGAAAGGACAUGCGACAGACGAGUGGUUUCAACUCAGUUCCCAUAUACCACUGAAAGGUAUUGAGCCAGGAUCUUUGCGUGUUCGAGCACGAUAUUCUAUGGAGAAGAUCAUGCCAGAAGAGGAGUACAGUGAGUUUAAAGAGCUCAUACUCCAGAAAGAGAUGCAUGUAGUCUAUGCCUUAUCACAUGUUUGUGGCCAGGAUAGAACACUGUUGGCUGGCAUUUUAUUGAAGAUAUUUCUUCAUGAAAAGCUUGAGUCACUAUUGUUACGAACACUAAAUGACAGGGAAAUAAGCAUGGAAGAUGAAGCUACUACUUUGUUUCGUGCCACCACUUUAGCAAGUACACUUAUGGAGCAAUAUAUGAAAGCCACAGCAACACGUUUUGUUCAUCACGCACUGAAAGACAGUAUAUUAAAGAUAAUGGAGAGCAAGCAGUCCUGUGAGUUAAAUCCUUCGAAGUUAGAAAAAAAUGAAGAUGUAAACACUAAUUUGGCACAUCUACUCAGUAUACUUUCGGAAUUGGUGGAGAAAAUAUUCAUGGCUGCAGAGAUACUGCCUCCGACACUGAGAUAUAUUUAUGGAUGCUUGCAGAAGUCUGUUCAAAGCAAGUGGCCAGCUAAUACAACAAUGAGAACAAGAGUUGUUAGUGGCUUUGUUUUUCUUCGACUGAUUUGUCCUGCUAUCCUGAACCCAAGGAUGUUUAAUAUCAUCUCAGAUUCUCCUUCCCCUACUGCUGCAAGAACGUUGACGCUGGUUGCCAAGUCUGUGCAGAACUUAGCAAAUCUGGUUGAAUUUGGAGCUAAGGAGCCAUAUAUGGAGGGGGUAAAUCCAUUCAUCAAGAGUAACAAACAUCGCAUGAUCAUGUUUUUAGAUGAACUUGGGAAUGUUCCUGAGCUUCCAGACACUACAGAUUACUCUAGAACUGACUUAUCUCGUUAUCUGGCAGCCUUGCAUGAGAUGUGUGUGGCUCAUUCAGAUGAACUUCGGACACUUAGCAAUGAGCGAGGUGUAAUGCAGCAUGUUCUUAAGAAGCUGUUGGCUAUAACAGAACUGCUUCAACAAAAACAACAUCAAUAUUCACUGUCUAAUAACAUCAGGUAGCAGCCUUCUACCUGAAUUCUGCAUGGAUCCAGCAUGUCUAACAUGGCAACUUACACAGGUAUCACUUUUUUUGCUCUUGCCAAAAAUCGCACACCCUGUCACAUUCCCAGUGAUGUGUGAACUAUGCAAAAAAGAAAACAAAGGUUCUGUUAGCAGAUGUUUGAACCAGCAGCUCUUUAAGCUAUAUGUGCAGGAUAUUUGCACUUUUUUCCACUUGGAACCAGUUUUUACAGCCUCUGAGCCUUGGUGUACAGUUUACCUUUUGCAAAGAAAAUGCUGUGACUGUUGUGAGCUUUGAAAAUUAUUUUGAACACCUGUGUCCUGGGGUGACUUUAUGAUGCUUGUAUCUCCAUUGGUCUGUUUAGCCCAGAAAUACGUUUUGCACCUUUAAGAUUUGUUCUGAGAGAGAAGGGGGAAGGGAGAGAAGAAGCGCGCAGUUUUCAGAAACUGCACUCACUCCUCCACAUUCCUGCUCCUGGACUGUGUUGUCUGCAGAGGGACAGACAGUGGGACAGAGCUCUCCUUUGCUUUUUAGUUUUUAGCUAGCUGAGGCAGAGAAGUUCCCUAGACUGUAGUUUUUCUUUUUCUUGGAACUGUUUAAACCUUCUCUGGACUGAACACCCAGAAGAGCACCGGCAGCUCACACCUGUGGCCCCCAGGGGCCUGGCCUAGGCUGCAGCAUUUCCAGCGCUGGAGGGACUGAUAACAGACUGACUGAGCCGAGCUACAGCCCACGAAGGGGACUUUCUGAGUUUGUAAUCUCUUCGGAGCAGCAAGAGGUUUUAUUGUUUAAUAUUGUUAAUUUUUUUUUUUUUUUUGUGCUGGUGAAUGCUUUGCUUGUCAAAUAAAGAGUUUUUUCCACUUUUCUCCAAGGAAAUCUUUUCCUGAACCAGUUGAGGGAGGAGCCACUUGAAUUUGCUUUCUAGAGGAACCCCUUUGCAGGUUUUCUCCCAAAUUUGCCCUAAACCAGGACAGCCUGCAAAUGCCAAAGUUUUUUUGUCUUGUUGGAAAAGAAUUACCAAUUGACAAGGAAAGAUAUGCAUUGUUUUGACAGCUACAUGUAACUGCAUAACAUUUCUUACUGUAAUUUCUGAGUGGUUUCAAUUAUUAUGAUUUUGACUUUUUCAAUCACUUAAGCAUGUAUUUACAAUUUCCAGAUUUUGAUGGUUAUGGUAAGAACAGUAUUUCCUGUAUACUUUUUAUACCGUGCUGUUUCUCUUGCUGGAAUCAUGUCAAAAGAAUAUGCAGAAUGGAUGUUGUCAGCUUUAGUCUUAAUGUGCCACAGAUUCAGUCUAAAUAAUUCUUCCAUCAAGGAUUGUGUAUCCAUCCAAAUAAAUCGCAAUGCUUUUAUAAAAUGUUUACAAAAGUGAA
This is a messenger RNA of Taeniopygia guttata (zebra finch), 4951 nucleotides long. RefSeq names its product ras GTPase-activating protein 1. Gene Ontology annotation, molecular function: protein binding. Gene Ontology annotation, biological process: regulation of GTPase activity. Lineage: Eukaryota; Metazoa; Chordata; Aves; Passeriformes; Estrildidae. The record is from RefSeq and is a predicted model, not a curated record.